AUGCUGCUGCGGGCCCCACACUGGACUAUUCGCUCCUCUCUUUGUUUUCUUCUCCCAACGUUGAUCAUCGGCUUCAACCUGGACACGAACCAUGUGGUCAGGAAAGACGGAGAACCGGGGAGUUUGUUUGGUUUUUCUCUGGCCAUGCACCGGCAGAUCAACCCGGAUCAAAGAGUAUUGUUGAUCGGAGCCCCAAAGGCGAAAGCUUUAGGAGUUCAAAAAGCCAAGAUCACUGGAGGCCUUUACAAAUGUGAACUCACCGUGUCCUCUGAUUGUCAGCGUGUUGAAUUUGACAGCGAAGAGGAUGUCCGUGUGGAGAAUAAGGAGGACCAGUGGAUGGGAGUGACUGUUCAGAGCCAGGGGCCGGGGGGAAAGAUAGUGACAUGUGCGCAUCGUUAUCAGAGACGGCUGUUUGUGAACACGCCUCAGGAGUCUUUAGACAUCACAGGACGCUGCUAUGUCCUGAGCCAGGACCUGACCAUCGACAACUUGUCUGAUGAAGACGGAGGGAACUGGAACUUCUGCCAGGGUCGAGCCAGAGGCCACGAGAUGUUCGGCUCGUGUCAGCAGGGCCUGGCUGCUGUUUUUACGAAGGACUAUCACUAUGUGAUCUUUGGAGCGCCAGGAGCCUACAACUGGAAAGGUAUUGUACGAGUGGAGCAGAAAAACAACACUUUGCUGGAGAUGGGGAUUUAUGACGACGGCCCGUAUGAGGUGGGAGAUGAGAACCUGCUGAACUCAGAGCUGGUUCCUAUGCCGGCCAACAGCUACCUCGGAUUCUCUCUGGACUCAGGCCACAGCAUCAUGAGAAGUCGGGGUCUGACGGUGGUUGCUGGUGCGCCCAGAGCCAACCACAGCGGAGCGGUGGCUUUGCUCAAGACGGAGGACGAGGGCUCCACCAGGCUGUCAGUGGUGCACACGCUACAGGGGCCCGGCCUGGGAUCUUCUUUUGGAUACGACCUGGCUGUGGUUGACCUCAACCUUGAUGGCUGGCAGGACAUCGUGGUGGGGGCCCCGCAGUUCUACAUGAAGGACGCCGAAGUGGGAGGAGCCGUGUUUGUCUACAUAAACCAGGAAGGACACUGGGAGCGGGUCACUCCUAUCCGCCUCAACGGGACCAGAGACUCCAUGUUCGGUCUGGCCGUCAAGAACAUUGGAGACAUCAACCAAGACCAUUAUGAAGAUAUUGCCGUCGGUGCGCCUUUUGAUGACAAUGGAGCAGGGAAAGUUUACAUUUAUCACGGUUCAGCACAAGGCAUCAACAGUACUCCUGCACAGGUUCUCUCUGGAAAAAAACACAACAUUAAAUUCUUUGGAUAUUCCUUGGCUGGAAACAUGGAUUUGGACAGCAACUCGUACCCAGAUCUGGCGGUGGGGUCACUGUCAGACUCUGUAUUUAUUUACAGGGCACGGCCAGUCAUUAGCAUUUGGAAAGAUGUCAAAAUAACUCCACAGGAAAUUGACCUGACAAUGAAAAGCUGUGGCAACAGUAUUUGCUUCACAGUGGAUGCAUGCUUCAGUUACAGAUCAAACCAUGGCUCAUACAGUCCAAAAUUAACCAUCAGCUUCUCAGUGGAGGCUGAUGCAGUGCGCUGGUCGCAAGGCCUCCCAUCCAGAGUCGUGUUUUUGAACAAAUCUCAAUCUGAAAAUGACUUCAUCCAUAACGGCACUUUGGAGCUACGUGCACAAAACCAGGAAACGUGCAUUAAGCUAAAAGCAAAGCUGAAGGAAAAUAUUAAAGACAAGAUGCACAGCGUUCCCAUUGAAGUGUCUGCAGAUAUUGUGGGUCUAAAACGACAGAAGUCAAGGAAUGGCGUCCUACAGCUCCUGCCAAUAAUGGACCCAGCCAUGUCGGGAAAAGAGAUCAGUGAAGUAAACUUUUUAAAAGAGGGUUGUGGCGGCGAUCAGAUUUGCCAGAGUAACUUGAAGAUGAAUUACAAACUAUACUACAAGCACAACAACCAAGACACAUUCUCACCCUUACCUGUCACCAAUGGUGUUCCAGUGUUUCACCUGAACUACGAGAAGAAGGACUUGGCAGUGAAAGUGACAAUAAACAACUUCAAUGGAGAUGAUGCAUAUGAGGCAAAGUUGACUGGUAUAUUUCCUGACAAUCUCACCUAUUCUGGUGUGCGAUCCAAGGUGGAGAAACAAAUGAUCUGUAAGGCAAACCAAAAUGGGUCUCAAGCAGAGUGCGAGCUGGGAAAUCCUUUUAAGCGAGACUCAGAGACUGUGUUGUACAUCAUUCUGAGCACGGCAGGUCUAACAGCAGAUACAGAGGAGAUGGACAUCAACCUGGAGCUUCAAACAACCAGUGUUCAAGAAAACAUGGCGUUUUCCAUUAAAGUCCGAGUAAUAAUUGAAGUUCCAUUAACAGUGACUGGGAUGGUUAAUACAAAUACAGUGCAUUUUGGUGGAACAGUCAGAGGAGAAAGUGCCUUGAAAACAGAAGAGGAUAUUGGAAGUUUGAUAAGUUACAAGUUUACAAUAAAUAAUCGAUGGAAGGCCUCCACUCCUGCCUCGCUCCACAUUCACUGGCCAAAAUCUGCUUCAAAUGGGAAAUGGCUUUUGUAUUUGGUGAAAAUUACUGCUAAAGAAGGAGAUAAAGACAUUCGCUGUUUGCCAGAGUCGGAGGUCAACCCUCUCAAACAUAUCAAGGAGUCUCAUGAGUUCAGAGGAAAACGAGAGACUGGAGAGAGAAAAAUAGUGGAGAGAUUGGCAGGCCAAAGAAAAGUGUUGUCUUGUGAGGAUGGACUAAAAUGUGUGUUACUCAAGUGCCCCCUAGAGGGAAGGGACGGAACUACAGUUGAGCUCAUAUCUCGAUUAUGGAAUUCGACUUUUCUUGAGGAUUACAUUUCUUCAACACCUCUGGACAUCAUUGUUAAAGCCUCUCUUGUUCUGCACACGUCUGCUGCAAACACAGUUCUCAGAGCAUCAGACUCCAAUGUGACGGUGACAGUGUAUCCUGAGACCACCAUCGCUGCCUACGGAGGAGUGCCCUGGUGGAUAAUAAUGAUCGCAGUCCUAGCUGGCAUCUUAAUUUUAGCUUUACUAGUGUUUCUUCUGUGGAAGUGUGGUUUCUUCAAGAGAGCAACUAAAGACCAAUAUGACGCUGCGUAUCACAAGGCAGAGAUCCAUGUUCAGCCCUCUGACAAAGACAAACUGUCUACGGAGGCCUGA
Knipowitschia caucasica is the source of this 3180-nucleotide messenger RNA. The record is from the annotation of a GenBank genome assembly. Lineage: Eukaryota; Metazoa; Chordata; Actinopteri; Gobiiformes; Gobiidae.